This is a messenger RNA of Colletotrichum spaethianum, 3603 nucleotides long. RefSeq names its product ubiquitin-like modifier hub1. Gene Ontology annotation, molecular function: NAD+ poly-ADP-ribosyltransferase activity. Lineage: Eukaryota; Fungi; Ascomycota; Sordariomycetes; Glomerellales; Glomerellaceae. The record is from RefSeq and is a predicted model, not a curated record. The coding region runs from base 1 to 3603 and encodes 1200 amino acids. The transcript has a single exon.
AUGACUCGGCGCAAAUUCAACAGCGACUUGGCUCAUGCAUCUCAGCAGGCUGUUGCGCAUAUAUCCGACCUUACGAAAGGAGAUGAUGAUGGCCAAGUCAAGUUUGUCUUCUCUGACGAUGCGCUGGUCUCACCUCUUAUCAUCCGUCUCAUCACCUUGAACAUUGAUGAAUACCCUCAAGGUUCCGGUUUCCUGGCUUACACCGAUGCCGACUCGAUUCCCACCGCUGUCUCUGAACUCCUUGAUGAGCUUCCCAGCUUAAGUCAGUACAAAUCCAUCCUCGACACUCUGCGUCUUAUCUCGAGAAGAUUGAGCCGCCAUCUUGCUUCGGAAACCAGCGACCACUCCGACGUCGAAAUGACCGAUGUCGAGCCGAACGACAACCCAGACACCGAGGAAGACGAGGAAGACGACGAGUAUGGCUACGAAGACGACGUGGCGUUUGGGCUUGGUUCCGCAGCCCACUCGCUCCCGACGCCUACCCAUGCCCCAAAGGAGCGGGUCAAAGUCACUGCUCGCCUGGUUGAAGACCUUCGCAAGGCCAAGGAGGCUGGCUUCAAGGUUUCCUUGUUGACCAACGUCACAGAACACGAGGACAGUCGCAUCUUUGCUCUUUCUCUCCCAGUCACCCAUCUCGGUCUCAACGAGGACACUCUCGAGGCUUGGGAGGUGAACUCCUCAGACUACAUCGUGUUGCUAUGCAGGUACGAUUCUGGGUAUCCUUGCGUGGAGACCUUCAAGGACCUCCCGCCUGGCCACGCAGCUUCUAUGCAGUUCCGCUUCGGAAAGUGCGCCUCGUUCAAACCCACUCUUAGUUCUGCCUUUACUGCGCUCAACCCAAAGUUUAACAACGCCCAAGGAAUCUCAGCAGAAGAGGUGUUGGCGAUCGCAAAAGCUCAAGAUGCAGCCUUCUGCUCCAUGCCCAUUUCAAACUCGAUCGACACAUUCCUGAACAGGCAACUCGCAACGUUGCUGAAAAUUCGCUUGGCUCAAGGCGUCUCUUGGGAUGGUGCCACAGAUUUGGUACGAACGCUGACCAGAGAUGGACACCUUCGCGGUUCAAAAUCAAAACUGAACCACACGCUCCAUCUUGCCGACGAUACGGAAGCCCAAGUCUCUACAACAGCCCGUGAGCUGCUCAACAAGGACUACGUGAGACACAAUCCCCACGCCGCAGGUCCUCUGCCUCAAAAUGAACUCAGCACACCCUUGAUUGCAAUGCAGUUCGCCUUGCGGUACUUUGUCAAAAGCACUCAGUACUGUCUUGUCUGUCAUCAGAAGACUGAUCCUGGCUUCGACGCCCUGAAACCAUACGUGUGCAGCGAGCCCCUUUGCCUUUUUCAAUACAUGGCUCUGGGGUUAGGUCCCAGCAUUGAGCAUGAUAUCAUUGCUCGCCCUUAUGUUGUUGACCUUCUAGUCAGCUUUUGCGCUGCUGGUUUGCAUGCGUCUCGGAUUCGCGAAUGGCCGAAAGGUCUGGCUAUCAAAGUUCCUCUGCUGAGCUGCCCCUCAACCCCGGCGAACAUCUUCGGAUCGUGGCCUGUCAACAGUGCAUACCAGCUCGGACAACCACCAGAAGUUCGACGUAUCAACCCUGCUAUUCCUGUAUUGGCACAGAUUUCGGCUGGAAAGUUUGACCUCGACAGCACACAAACCAUGGUGCUGAAGCCUGGAGACAUGGUCAUUCUGAUCAAAUCUGCAAUGGUGGGAGGUCAGGGGAGCAAGGCCGACGUACAUCAUUGCCGAAUCAAGAGCAUCGACACCGUCCGUAAUGGCGAUGGCAACAAUGGCGGUAGAGUGGUUGAAUUCGAUUGCAUCAUGUCGACUGACAGACAGCCAAACGUCGCCAGCACCACGAAUUCUUACUGGUCUGGAUCGGACGGAUCCUCGUUGUCAGCUGAAGAGGCUGAUUGCAGGCCCGAGGGGAUGAUUGACGACGAAAAGGGUGACGCUGAAUUGCUUCUCUACGAAUACGACCUCGACGAACUGGAACCGCCCUAUCAACGAGAGGCUCUGAUGGUUCUCGUGCAAACAAUUCCUUCGAUUAGAACCUUGCGAGAUUACCUCAAGAGCCACCAGGGAUCAUCAUUGAGCGAGUGUAACAAGAUCUCAAGAUCCGCUCUCGCGUUACUCCGAUGGAUCGUUGCCUCUAAUCGAUCAUUCAUCGUACAGAUUGAUCAACCUGCCGACCUCGACAUCGGCGGAAUCUCGGCGACUGAGAACCGACAACACGAGCGAGUUGUUGGCAUGACUGAUGAUUGGAUGCAGUUUCGCUUUGCACAAGGAUCGCCCGAGAAGGAGAAUCGUUUCAAGGAGGAGCUGGAAAAGCAGGGAAAUCACCGUUACCCGACGCUUUUUGCCUGGCACGGCAGCCAGCUUGGAAACUGGCAUAGUAUCAUAAGGACUGGCUUAGACUUCAAGGAAACGCUCAACGGCCGUGCUUUUGGUCACGGAGUGUACUUUGCCCGCGAUUUCUCGACAAGUCAGGGAUACAGUAGAACCGGCAUGUCAUCCUGGAUUGGAUCGGAGCUGAAGCUGUUUGCCGCCAUCAGUCUUUGCGAGAUCAUCAACCGUCCGACUCAGUUCACGUCAACAAGUCCGUUCUAUGUGGUUGAUCAGGUUGAUUGGAUCCAAUGCCGCUACCUCUUAGCCCAACGGAAACAUGCAACUGAAACACAGGCCCAGAAACCCACUUCUACACCGGAAACCGAGUAUAUCUCUCAGGACCCUUCCCAUCAACCCACAGGAAAGGGCGGUGGUGCUGUGAGAAUUCCUGUAGCUGCGCUUCCAAGAUGGCGUCAAAAGUCAGCGCCUCCUGGGUCUUCGAUGUCUCAGCCAAUUGUUGUAAUGGACGACUCAGACGACGACCAUGACAAUGAACCGGAUGACUUCGAUUUAAUGAUGAGACUCCGAGAUAGCGAAGAGCAUGGUGAAGCAGACAAGAGCAAGGCUGUCGUAUGUUCUGAUCCUGAGAAGAUAGACUUCGUGCCGGGCAGCCUCGAUCUCGGUUCAGUGCCUCAACUUUCUCCUCCCAACUGGGCCUCCGACCAAGGAAGGAAGUUCCUUGGUAAGGAGCUCAGCAGGCUGCAGAAAUUGCAGGCCAAGACGCCUUUGCACCAGAUCGGCUGGUACAUCGACUUCGACAACAUCACGAACAUGUUUCAGUGGAUCGUUGAGCUACACAGUUUCGAGAAAUCUCUUCCUCUUGCGCAAGACAUGCAGCGUCUCGGCGUCUCCAGUAUUGUCAUCGAGAUUCGCUUCGGCCGUCAAUUCCCGCUGUCUCCGCCGUUUGUCCGUGUGGUCCGUCCUCGAUUCCUUCCAUUCUCACAGAGAGGGGGCGGACAUGUCACGACUGGCGGCGCCAUGUGUAUGGAGCUUCUGACCAACAGCGGCUGGAGCCCCGUCAGCAGCAUGGAAAGCGUCUUGCUUCAAGUACGCAUGGCAAUGUGUAAUCUCGAGCCGUUCCCAGCACGGCUAAUGGGCAAUACUGCCGGCUCCUCAAACGACUAUGGAGUUUACGAGGCCAUUGAGGCGUACAAGCGCGCCGCUGCCACUCACGGUUGGCGGGUUCCUCCCGAUCUGGACAUGACGGCAAAUGCGCAGUGA